Cuscuta campestris is the source of this 2379-nucleotide messenger RNA. NCBI's taxonomy places the organism in Eukaryota, Viridiplantae, Streptophyta, Magnoliopsida, Solanales, Convolvulaceae. The record is from the annotation of a GenBank genome assembly.
UCUUUCUGAUUCAUGUUACAUUCUUGGUCCGCCAUCUGAUCGGGUUAGUCCCAUCAUUGGUACUUCCAUUGAGAGAAACUGUGAGAUAAAGCUGUGAGAUUAUGGCCGGACGAAGGACGAGGCGUAACACCGCUGCUUCUGCCUAGUCAAUGGUCAGGAGUGACCAUCCUAAACAAGGUAUGAUCGUUCCUGUCAAUGGGCUUGAAACAACGUUGAAUAAUGUGGCUAAUAUGAUGGCCAACAUUAUGGAACGCUUGGACCAGGAUCUCCCUCGACCAUCCGGUACCCGGGAUGUCCCUACCGGGCAACCCCGCCAGGUCUUGCGUACUGCGAGUUCUCCCAUCCUCCUGGAGCUUCAUGAUCCGGAGGAGGUCGAGAGGGAGAGGCAGGCCAUCGCUAGGCGCCAGGCGGAGGAGAUGGGCCGGAAUAAUAGGGCAAAUGGAGAUCGGACUAGGGGUGUGAGCCAAGUCAUUGGCAACGGAAACGACAACCCGCGGGGAACCGUUUUUGAAAGGAUAUCUCACCAGAGGGCUCACGUGAGUGAGAGGCUGGAGAAGAGUCCGGACAAAGCACCACAGGGUUGGGAUCUGAGGCAACAGAUCGAGGAGAUGCAUAGGAAGAUAAACAGGGAACGAGUAUUCACUACCCGGACGAAUACUCUGCUCGCCCCAGAAAUCUUUGCGGAACCAUAUCCGCAGGGAUUCAAGAUGCCGUUUGUCAAGCGUUAUGAUGGGGAAUCAGAUCCCCAAGAACACAUAAACAGCUACAUCCAAGUGAUGAUUGCCGUUGAUGCCAGCGGCGCAUUGAUGUGCCGGUGCUUCUUGCAGACAGUUGAUAACAAGGUUGCGGAUUGGGUGAAUCACAUUCCUGCCUUAUCGAUCCGGACAUGGGAUGAAUUGGGAUUGCGGUUCUUAGAGCAUUUUGCAGGGAACUGCCGUCCCAAGAAGCAUUUCUCUCACCUGGCUUCAGUGCGGCAGAAGCACGAAGAAUCCUUGAAGAAUUUCCUAAUCCGGUGGAGGAAAGAAUCCAUGGAGGUUGAAGGAAUCGACGAUAAAUCCAGGCUAGCCAUGUUCACGGCGGCAUUGCAGGAUGGCUUCCUUCAUACUGAUCUUACACCUCAUCCCCCGGAUACCUUUGAAGAAGCAAUGGUCCGGGCCGGGAGGUAUGUUACCCUGGAGGAGAGGAAGGAGGAUAAGAAAGAAAAGACUCCCAAAGAAGAACAGAAGGCGGGAAACAAGAAGCCUUUCAAGAACAAGAAGCAAGGUUUCCCGGAUGGCCCAAAAGGAACAAGUCCUGGGACCUCGGAGAAGCACAAAUCUGCCAAUCCAGUCUUUACGUUACCUGUGGCUGAGGUCAUGGCCCAUGCUGCACAGCAGGGACUUAUGACUUAUCCGACCUAUUCGCAGAAGGUCUGUAAUGUGGAGGACACUGGAAAAUGGUGUGCCUACCACCACAAGAAUGAUCACAACACAGAGGACUGUUAUACCCUGAAGAAUGAGAUGGCGAGGCUAAUCUGUCGUGGCCAUCUGAAGAAGUUUGUACAAGAUGGUGACACGGGAAAUUCCAGGAACACUCAGAAUGGGAAGCGUAGAGAUAAGGAGGUGGCCAAGGAGGCCCGGGAAAAACUCCACAUCGGGCUUGAAGAUGAGGAGGAUUCAGAGCCCGCACCACACCGGCAGAAGAGACACCACAGGUGUAACUUCAUCAUCAGAGGGAAUACUGGCGGAGACUCGGCCACAAGCUGGAAGAAGUGGGCCAAUGCGGCGAUGGUCAAUAAGUUGCUAGCCCCGGAAGGUAAGAAGUUGAAAACUGAGCCAAUUGUAUUUUCCAAUGCUGAUUUUCCAGAAACUGGGGUCCCCCAUAGGGACGCCCUGGUGAUUACGAUUGACAUAAUGGACUUACUGAUCCACAAAACUCUGGUGGAUACGGGAAAUUCUAUUAAUAUCAUGUAUAUGGAUACUUACAAGGCUCUUGGUUUGACAAGAGAUGAGUUAUCACCCAUUAAGACUCUACUGACCGGGUUCACAGGUGACUCUAUUGAACAGGAAGGGGUAAUAACCCUCCCGGUCGAGAUAGGGGAUACUAAGGCCACCCGGAAGUUGGACAUGGAGUUCGUUGUAGUGGGGAUUGAUUUGCAGUAUAGAACGGGCAAAAAUAACAACUAAAAAGAAUCCCUUGUAAGUAGGGUGUCGAACCUCAGGGAGACGUGAGUUAAUUUAAUUUAAACAAAAGUUUACAAAAGAAGUUGUAAGAUAUUUUGGUCUUUUUAGUUUUAAAGAUAAAAUAAAAAGUGUAAAAGAAGAGAGUUCCAAACAUUACAAAGUUUUUGAUGAUAAAAAGUUAGGGGUAGAAAUUGGUAAAUUAAUUAUCCAAUGUUUU